This is a messenger RNA of Amphiprion ocellaris (clown anemonefish), 3499 nucleotides long. RefSeq names its product histone H3. The transcript has a single exon. The record is from RefSeq and is a predicted model, not a curated record. Lineage: Eukaryota; Metazoa; Chordata; Actinopteri; Pomacentridae. Gene Ontology annotation, cellular component: nucleosome. Gene Ontology annotation, molecular function: structural constituent of chromatin; protein heterodimerization activity; DNA binding. Bases 331 to 741 code for a protein of 136 amino acids.
UGGCAAAAGGAAUGAGUUUAAUGUUUGAACUAAUAAAAUAAAACAUUUCUACUAUUAAGUGGAAAUUAGAAGAGGCGAGUUGAAAUCCGACUUUGCUGAACAUGGCGGCUGCUGUGGAGGUGGAGUUUAUUUGAACGUCACAUUCAUUUCAUCCAAUCCACGGUCUGAUAUCCUUCCCGCGCUCUGUUCUCGACCGAUCAGCGCUUCCCGCUCUGCGCUCUGGACCAAUCAGAGCUGCCGUUGCUCCGCCGCUCUCCAUAUAAGCUCGCUGUUGCCGCUCAGCCUCCACUUGUAUUCUACUGUUGGAGCAGAGAAGACAGAGGAAGCAGAAUGGCCAGAACCAAGCAGACCGCCCGAAAAUCCACCGGAGGAAAAGCCCCCAGGAAGCAGUUGGCCACCAAGGCGGCCCGCAAGAGCGCCCCGGCCACCGGCGGCGUCAAGAAGCCUCACCGUUACCGUCCCGGUACCGUGGCUCUGAGAGAGAUCCGUCGCUACCAGAAAUCCACGGAGCUGCUGAUCCGCAAGCUGCCCUUCCAGCGCCUCGUCAGAGAGAUCGCUCAGGACUUCAAGACCGAUCUGCGCUUCCAGAGCUCCGCUGUCAUGGCUCUGCAGGAGGCCAGCGAGGCUUACCUGGUCGGACUCUUCGAGGACACCAACCUGUGCGCCAUCCACGCCAAGAGGGUCACCAUCAUGCCCAAAGACAUCCAGCUGGCCCGCCGCAUCCGUGGAGAGAGAGCUUAGACCCACCACCCUCCCCUGACCCCAAACACCACGGCUCUUUUAAGAGCCACACCUGUUCACUAAGAGCUCAACCUUGUAAUGUGUUGGAUACAUAAAGGAGUUUUGUUCCAAAUAUUUGUGGAAGGCUGUUUGGGAACUCAUGCCUUCAGUAAACUUUUAUUAAUGGGAAAAUAAGACCACAGUAUAUGUGUAAGGAAUAUAUGAGCUUACAGUAUUGGGCAUAUAAGUAUACUUUGUGUGUGUGUGUGUGUGUGUAUACAUAACGUUCACUUCCCCGUUCAUAAAUUCGUCUUCUCUGCGUUAGGAAGCAGUGCAGUUGUACGGGGCAGGGGAAGGUGUCUGGCUUUGAACGAGGUUCACUGAAUUGCGGACCCAGACGCCGUCUAUACGGGUCUAAAUUUGACGGGUCUCUUCUAUUUUACCUUGGCAGCUUCCCAGUGUUUAUCAUUGGUCUAUCAGCUCACGAAACGCACAGACCAAUUACGUACGAGUUCAGCCAUCCCACGUGACGCGACUCAACCAAUGAAGUCUCUGCAUUGCAUCGCAGCUUUGCCUUCAACAACCAGUGGAGAAGUGAGGGACAGAGAGGACAGCAGUGAUGGGAAGUUUGAUUCUUCUCAGAGAGAUGCUUCUUUUGGCUCCCAAACAGGUCCUCAUUUUUUACUAUUUGUAGCCUCAUAUUUUAGCCUAACCAGGCAAAUAUGAAUUAUUUAUGUACUGACAAACUCUUUUGCAUUCAGUGUUUUUAUGAGAAGCCUAAUAAUUGCCUCAUUUUGUGGUUUGUUUUGUUACAAAAACAGACAUUCUUACUUUUGUUUAAUAUUUCAUUCAAACUUUUUGCACAAAAAACAAAUGAACAAAACACUGCACACAAACCCACAGAACCAAACUCGGCAUUCAAACAGUAUAAAUGUCCUCAGUGCAGGUUGGCAUUCAGAAAAAUCAGAUGCCUGAGCUUGGAUGAACUGAUAUCAUUUCUUCUUUCAGUGAAUAUCUGCCCUGUUUUUGAGAAGAUUCUCUUAGAUGGAACAGAAGUUGCCACAACACACAGUCUCUCCUCCAUCAGCUUCACCAGGAGGAUGAAGACUGAGACCUGGGCCUGCUACCAGCUCAGUGGGUCGUCUGCUGGUUGGAUGAGGGGUUCCUCAAGACAUGAUCUCACCUCCAUUACAACAUCAGCUGUAGGAUUUCUCUUUGACGUAUCUCCUGUAGUUCUUCCAUCUAAGAGCCUCCACACAGCAGAAGUUUGAGGUUCCUCCUCCACUUGGUCCUCUAAUGGUGGAGGUGUCAGGCUGCUGGGGGACAUUUUACUGCUGCUGCUCUUAUUCUCUGAAGCGUCUCAUCAACAGCUCUGUUGUCACUGAAGGCAAACUUCUUUAAUCUAGGAUUCGGUAACGUUGUUUCUCUGAGGACAGUCUUCAGCUCCAUACUCCAUUAAAAAAGUUGGGAAAAGGCUCUCACUCGAUGGGAGUCAGCUCUUCAGAUUCAAAGCAUCGGCUGUUAGAGCUGUAUCUUUUGCUCUUUACACAUAACUAGAGGACAGACUGUGGUCAUAUGCUGACCAUGUUUGGCUCAACAUACAGCUGUGAGCCAGCAGCUUUCUCAACUAUGAACAUAAUCAAAACUAAAUAUGGUUCCAGAUUCACCAAUGAGCUCCCUAAAUAUGUUUGAGAACGACCCUGACACCAUUGAGGCCACGAUUCAAAAUACUGGCAGCUCAGUUCUCCCAUUAAGCAGCAGCGAUAUAAGGGGAGUGAUAGAAAACAGGGGAAACAAUGGAAAAGGGUUCAAUUGUUUACAUUUAUGGGAUUCAGGUAUUGUUAAAGAUGUAUACAAAUUGGUUCAGGUUGUUCAGUCAUGAUUUUUUUUCAAGUUCUACACUUUAUUUUAAGAUAUACAGUUAUAUAAAAAGUUAUUUAUUAAUAAAUGUUGUCAAAAUGUUUUUGAACUGUACUGCAUUCAUUUGACGGUCAGUUUUUGAUUACAGGCAAACCCUAAUAAAACUACCAGGUUACAACAACAUAUAUCACAUGAACUGAAGUUAGACAUUAUGAUAUUCUGGACCUUUGCUUUAAUCCAUUUUCUCUGACUGGACCUCUUUGAAUUUUAACUGAAUACCCCUGGCUUAGAAGAAGAGGGGCAUGAAUCAACAACCUGAUCCAACAUCAGUCGGUGGAGAAAAAAUAACAAGAAAGCAAAACCAAAUGACACUAUUUCAGUGUUUCAAUAAGCCUGCUGCUUGUCCUGAGAAUACUGCCGCUUUAGGAAACACUACAGCUGGAGCUAAUGUUAGCAUUUAGGAAAGGUAGCCUGAUGAAGAGGAAACAUCAGCUCUACCUCAUUAAGGGAAGAGGAGGCUGCUGACGCUAUCACAUCUAGAACUAGCUAAUUGGUAGUUUGGUAGAAAUAAAGGAGCUGCUGCUGCUGUUGACCUGGCUUUGUUUUAUGAGGCUGGAAGGGGACAAAUUGGAGUAUACCCACUAGAAAAAACUAGACUACACCACUGGAAGAAACUAUAGAGGCAAAUCCACAAAUGCAAUUAGAAAUGUUCUGUUAAAGUGUGAGGCGAGUCAGUUUGAAACCUGUGUGAAGCAUAAAAGUACAGAUUUUUGUUAUGUUAAUGACCAAUGUUUCUGUUAUUUACAAUUGAAUUUAUUACAAUUAUAUUUUCAUGUUUAAUAAAGGAAUGGUAAAUUGUGACCUAUUUUCUGAUCGGUGAACACUCCAUUGAUAAAUAAUGAAAUACUGACCAGUCACA